AUGUCACUCUACUACGAGGCUGCGGCCAUUCUCGCCAAUUCCGACAAUGUUGGCGGGUCGCUCAAGUCGCGCAUAUACAACAAAAAAGAUUUGAAGAGCACGCCCGGGCAGCUCUUUGCGCUGAUUGCAGAAACAUCGAAAUGGUCGCUCGUAUUGAAGGAUGUGAUUGAGAAAUGCAAGUUACUCGCGGAAGAGAAAAAGCUUACUCCAAUUCUCGCUCUUCUGCUUUCACAUGAUUUGCUCCUCGCGAAGAAUGGCGUUGCAGCACCCGCCAACCAUGUACUUAAGCUCGCCAUUACCCGACACAAAGCCCGCUUGAGCGCCGAGCUCACGAAAGCCCGUAUACGCCAUGGAUUUUCUACUCUUGAAGCGUUUAAAGAGGCUGUGAAUGAUGGUGGACUGGAUAAAGAAGACGGCAAUGCUUCGAAGAGCAGACAUCCCCGCUGGGUGCGCGUCAACACUAUUAAGACGACAUUAAAGGAACAGCUUGCAACGACUUUUGCUGGAUAUACCAAGACAGGAGUCCUAGAGGACGUCCUCACUGCGCCAAAGAGCUCCAAAGUCUACUACGAAGACCCAAACAUCCCUAAUUUGCUUGCGCUGCCAUCUAAGGUUGAUCUCAGUAGGUCCAUUGCCUACACAAAGGGUCAGAUAAUAUUCCAGGAUAAAGCAUCUUGCUUCCCUGCAUACUUGCUGGAUCCGACCCCAGAUGAUGGUGAUGUCAUCGAUGCGACCGCAGCACCAGGAAACAAAACCACACAUCUUGCCGCCAUUGUUUCUGAUAGAAGACAGCCAGGCGAGGAACAAAAGGUCAUUGCUUUUGAGCGCGACAAAGGCAGAACUUUUACCUUGCAGAAGAUGGUCAAGUUGGCGUCGGCAGAUAGCAUUGUCCAAGUAAAGGGUAAUAGCGACUUCAUAGCCGCUAAACCUGCGUCGGACGAGUACGCCAACGUUGGAGCCAUACUUCUUGAUCCAAGCUGCUCAGGUACUGGUAUUGUUGGGCGUGAUGAUGCGAUCAAAAUGCAUCUUCCUGAUACACCUGGCUCCCAAACGAUAUCACAAAAGCCAGAAAGGGGGAAAAAGCGAAAGAGAGGUGAUGAGGCAACGAAGGGCGACGCGCAGCCGACACUGAACUUGGACAUGGAUGAUUCGACGCCUGAAGAGACACCAGUACAGGGCAAACUGACAGAACGACUGGCCGCCUUGUCCAGCUUCCAACUUCAUAUUCUCACUCACGCCAUGCGGUUCGAGAGUGCGCACAAAAUUACUUACUCUACAUGCUCGAUACAUUUCGAAGAGAACGAAGGCGUCGUUUUUCAGGCGUUGGCAUCCUCGGUUGCAAAGGAGCGGGGGUGGAGGAUACUCAAACGGGAUCAGCAAGCGGAGGGAUUGCAAAAAUGGCACAGAAGAGGUAUCUGGGAAGAGGAUAAGAUUCACGGUGACCUGGACGAGUCAUUCAAGAAAGAUGUAUUGGAAGCAUGUAUUCGCUGUGACAAGGAUACUGAAGAAGGUACUAUGGGCUUCUUUGUGGCUGCCUUUGUUCGUGAAGGCGAUCAGCAGCCGGCACAAGGAACUGAAGUUGCGGUUUCCGAGGACGAGGAAUGGGGUGGCUUCAGUGAUCACGGUGAAGUUGAGGAAACAGUAGCACCAGUGAUUGAAGAGUCUGAAAGCCGUAAGAAGAAAAAGCGAAAACACGGAAAGAACAACUCUGAACUCUCCCGACCUAGACUCAAGGAAGUCACGAAAUGGAUUCGCGAUGAGUUGGACUUACGUGUGGCUCGGGACGGCCCUGAUGUGCUUCAACCCGACGACAUCAUAACCCUCCACGAGAUCUUUCUUGCUCUCCAAAACGCCAAACAUAUCACCUUAUCCGACUUGCGAGCGAGUGGCAUUCACAGAGCAGUGAAGGACAUUGCUGGAGUGGCGACUCGCUGGCCUGGUCGGUUGUGUGAUGACUGCGACACGAUCAUCGAUAUCUGGACCGCCAAGUUUGGUUCUUUGAAUGCAAUUCACCCAUUCUUGUACGGCAGAGGGGGCCGGCUUGAGGGAAUUGCCAGCGUGCACGAGCAAUCUCGCGAUCUUUGUGCCUGGACUAAUCUCAGCGAACAGGCGUUACUCAAGCGGUGGGCCAAGACAUGUCCCCAAAAUAUCCACCCCAAGCGAUCUCAUAGACUAGGCGACCUAGGCUUUGUCGCUGGAAGCUGGUGGAUCAAUCCUUUGUUCGCACAUCAUGCCGGCAUUAUUGGCCUCGAGUCAUGUGAUGGUGGCACAACUUAUGAUAAAUAUGGUGCGUAUGCCUUGUUGCUGAAAGAUACUGGUGAACUCGAAGCCAGCUGCGAAUCGCGCUUCACCUACCGGGUUCCGCAGAAGGACAAGGGCAAAUUUCGACUUACUUCCGCUACUCCAAGAAGCAGAGAUCCCGUGCGAGUACUUCGCAGCCAUAGUAUCAAUAGCAUAUGGGGUCCAAAGGCUGGAGUAAGAUAUGAAGGUGUGUACAGCGUCAAAGGUUGGUCUAUCAAGCAAGCAAAAAGUACAGACACAUCCGGCGAGCAAUGGAAAGAGGGCGACAUUCUCUUCGACGUCAGAUUCGAGCGUGCUGACCAGACGCCCAUGGGUGUCGUUAUCAAUCGGCCUACUGCGACUGAAAUCGACGAUUAUGCAGAAUACAAGCGCCUUCGGAAGCUGAGCCAGCAUGGCAAAGAAAAGGAAGCAAAAGCAGCACAUGACAAUCAAGAUCAUCAUCCUACACCCAAGGCUGUGCACCCCAUUAUGCCUCCAUAUUCUCCGUACGCGGCACCGAAACCACUAGCGUUCGAUCUUGCCCCAAGCGCACUACGUAAAGACAUGGUUAAACGUCUUCAUUUCGACGAAGAAGCACACGUUCAUGUUACGGGAGACGAUGAAGCACUCUCGCCAAAGACUGCUCCAGUCACAGACCCGUUGGACUUCGCCACAGUGGAAAAGAAUAACACAUUGGCUAUUCCUUCUGGAUCCAACCGACAAAACAUUCACGCAAGAGCCGAUCUGCCAUCCAACGGUCCAGAUGGGCGUUCAAGCCAGGCAGGUUCCAAUGCAAGCAGCGCACACACGACGCAAACGACUCAUACCGCUGCCAGCAAUCUAUCUAAAAUCAACGUCCGAGAGGUGGCCCCAUGGAUUGACUUUGAUGCUAACCUGACCAUCCCUGAGCCGUCUGAAGAGCCGCUCAUAAUCCAUCAACGGCCUAUCAUUGCUCAAACGAAUACCACCCCAACAGGCUCACCUAAAGCUCACAACACCGGCUCGCCCAAACACCAAUCUCGAGAGCAUCUGUAUAGUCCGAUUCAAAGCACUCUUUCGUCUAUUGUUACCGAGCGCUAUUCUGAUGAUCGACAGGCGAGGAGGCAUGAGGGUGACUUCAAGGGUAUGCUUGGGGAAGUCCUUAGUCCUCAGCACACGGUGAAGAAAGAGAAGAGGAGUGAAGCUCCUCGCAAGAAGAACCUGAUGACCAAAUUAUUUGAUGGCAUUCUCGAUGACGACAACAGCAAAGUGGACGGAUCAUCAUGGGAGACAAAAACCAGUUUCUUCAAAACUGACCCAGCCAUACCAAGACACAAGUCAGCAGAUUUCUCUACUUCUUGGAAGCAGAUUUCGCAACCCUUUUCUCACGUCUUUCUCAACCCAUGCAGCGCAGAGAGCCAGCUCAAGCUGCCUCGUAGUAACGAUAUCGGCUUUGUCAAAGGAACAGCUCACCUUCUUUCUUCUGAUACGGCCUCGAAUAACGUCAACACAUCUAUUUCUACCAGUGUUCCUAACGAGGAACCCUUCAUCGAGAACCCGACUGUACGACGACAGAAUGCAAUGCCAAUAUCGAUGAAGAUUCUGACCUCACAACCUAGCUCUGCGACUACUGUUAGUAGUGCGAUAUGCACACCUAUUUUGGGGCGCCCUAAUUCUUCGCUGAAGCACACCGACGAGAGAUCUCUGGCAGAGACUAAUUUAAGGAAGAUGAUCGAGUAGCUGCGAAGUCUGGGAAUACAGAAGGAGUUGUAAUGCUCCGUUGUCGACUUGAAAGAGAUUGGCAAAUAGGAUUGGCAUGGCAGUAGCGUAGAAGGAGUACCAGAGGAUGAUGUGACACAGCCUCCAUACCUACAUAUGUGUGAGGAAGUUCUCGCUUCGGUAGAAAAAACCCCUAGUAUCAAUCCUACUUUUCCUGCG
This is a messenger RNA of Bipolaris maydis ATCC 48331, 4197 nucleotides long. RefSeq lists its product as uncharacterized. Gene Ontology annotation, cellular component: nucleolus. The record is from RefSeq and is a predicted model, not a curated record. Gene Ontology annotation, biological process: rRNA base methylation. Gene Ontology annotation, molecular function: RNA methyltransferase activity. Lineage: Eukaryota; Fungi; Ascomycota; Dothideomycetes; Pleosporales; Pleosporaceae.